CCAUACCACAAUCAAGGUGACCGAAGUAUACUCAAAAGUCGUUCAUCAUGCGUAGUUCCGUAUUGAGCGUAGUUCCCUUCUAUGCAAGUCUCGCUUUAAGCGAUCGCUACGCCAGCAACCAAAAUCCGACUGUCAUUGACACGCCUCAAGUAGCCGCAAACUUCCCUGAUGUGCAGGACGUCAAGUUACUAGCACCAGCAUUCACAGACCCCGGUAGCGUUCAACCGGGCUUCGCAAACGGUACCUCUGGACCAACAUCCCAAAGCACUUUAGAGAAAUUUGUGAAAGGCUUAGCCCACGGCAACGGGUGGUUCACGUACAAUGACAAGCUAGAAUCUGAGGAAGGCCGCAAGAUACCCUAUGUCACGUUAUCAAAUGGGGAAAAGGGUGCAAAGAAGCUCCGCAUCUUCAUCCAAGGCGGCAUUCAUGGGGACGAGCCUGCCGGUGAUCAAGGUGUCCUGGCGCUGCUUGGAAAGUUUGCCAAUGACUCCAAAUGGACCGAGAAGGUGCUCAAGAAGGUUGACUUGCUCAUUCUUCCGCGCUACAAUGUCGACGGCGUGACAUAUUUCCAGCGGCAACUCGCGUCAAACUAUGAUCCCAACCGUGACCACGCGAUUCUGGAACGAGAUCAAACUCGGGCAAUCAGGCAACUGCAAUCCACUUUCGAUCCUCAUAUCGUCACGGAUAAUCACGAGUAUACAGGCGUGAACCCAGUGGCAGGAUAUAUUCGGGCGCAAGACCUUCUCGUCUCGGCAAACAAAAACCAAAAUGUCAACAAGGACAUCCGAGCACUCAAUGAGCAGUUUGUCGAAGAUAUUUUCGCUGCAGCUAAAGCGAAGGGCUUGCGCGUAGCACCGUACUUCACCACCAGCGUCCGCAACGGUACGAUCACCGUCGAGGAGCCAAAUGCGCACGCCCAGGCUAUCCACAAAGGCUCGGGCAACUUCCAAACAAUAACAUUCCUUGUGGAGACGCGCGGGAUCAGACUUGCGAACCAGCACUUCCAGCGACGUGUAGCAUCUCACAUCAUCACCUUGGAAACGAUCCUCAACAAAGCUGUUGACGAGUUCGACACCGUCUAUAACACCAUCGAAAACGGUCGCAAGGCUUUCACUGCUAGCACCGACGACAUUGUAGUUGCGUAUGAACAACAAAUCACAAACAAGCAUCUCACCUUCAUCAGCGCGAACGGCACACUCGUCGACGUCCCAGUCCGAUCCCGGAACAGCGACCCAUACAUCGUUACUUUGAAACGCUCUCGGCCCAAGGCUUACGUUUUCUCCCGCGCCUUUUCUGACGUAGCUGAACGUCUCCAUAUCCUCGGUGUCAAAGUCAAUGUGCUCGAGAAAGAUUUUGUUGGCACAGUGGAAGCGCUCGUUGUUGAGAAUGCUACGCUUGCUACGACCAAGUUUGAGGGCGUCGCAGGGACGACGGUCAAGACGAAUGCGACCCAGCGAGCUGUUACUAUCCCCGCUGGAGGCUUUUAUGUGGACACGAGGCAGAAGAACGCCGGAUAUGCAUUUGUUUUGUUGGAGCCUGAGGGCGAGGCGUCUCUGGCUUACUACAAUAAGAUUCCGUUGGACCUGGGGGACGAGUAUCCUAUAUUCAGAGUCCUGUAGAUACGCACUGCUUUUUAGAGAUUACGUAGUCGAG
Molecule: messenger RNA, 1653 nt
Organism: Cucurbitaria berberidis CBS 394.84
Lineage: Eukaryota; Fungi; Ascomycota; Dothideomycetes; Pleosporales; Cucurbitariaceae
Product: Zn-dependent exopeptidase
Exons: 2
Coding region: 48-1619 (523 amino acids)
Biological process (GO): proteolysis
Molecular function (GO): metallocarboxypeptidase activity; zinc ion binding
Source: RefSeq, a predicted model, not a curated record